ACCCACUCCAGCGUGAAGCGUUUGCUACGAUCGUUACACACUGCAUUGUGCUUUUUAACUCAAAGGUCACUUCAAUUCCUUCCAUCGAAUCGAACUAAUGGUUUCCUCAAAAUCCAAAAGACAAUGGAAAUACGACGUGUUCAUCAAUUUCAGGGGAGAAGAUACUCGAAAGUGCUUCGUUUCUCAUCUCUAUGCAGCCCUUGCCAAUGCUGGCGUCAACACUUUCCUUGACGACGAGGAACUUCGAAAGGGAACAAAUCUUGGAGCAGGACUAAGGCAAGCAAUAGAAGGGUCUCAGAUAGCUUUGGUUGUUUUCUCCAAAAACUACGCUUCAUCUGGUUGGUGUCUUAUCGAGCUCGACAAAAUCAUUCAAUGCCGCAGAAGUUUUGGGCAAGUUGUUGUACCCAUAUUUUACGAUGUUGAGCCUUCCGAUGUACGGAAUGUAAAGGGUGCUUUUGGGGAAGCUUUGGAAACACUUGCACGAAAACGGGGCAAGGAUAGGGAAAGCUUUAAGGAAUUGCCCCAGUGGAAGAGGGCACUCAAUAAGGCUGCACAUUUGUCUGGUUGGGAUGUGAAGAGUUUCAGCAAUGAAGCUACAGCAGUGAACAAAAUUGUCAAUGGUGUUUUGACAAAACUAGAUGAAACAUUUUUGUCCAUUACCCAAUUUCCUGUUGGUCUUGAAUCUCGUGUAGAAGAAGUGAUUGGGUUUAUUCAAAAUCAAUCAAGCGAGGUUUGUACAGUGGGGAUCUGGGGAAUGGGAGGAUUGGGUAAAACAACAGUAGCCAAAGCCAUCUUCAAUCAAAUUUAUCGCAAUUUUGAGCAUAGAAGUUUCAUUGAAGAUAUUAGAGAAGUUUGUGAGAAAGAUAGUAGAGGGCUUAUUCGUUUACAAGAACAACUUUAUUCAAAUGUCCUAAAAAUAAAGGCCAAGAAGAUACCCAGCAUUGCGUCAGGGACAAAUUUGAUUGAGAAAAAACUUCGUGGGGAAAGAGCACUCAUUGUACUUGAUGAUAUCAGCAAGUCUCAGCAAAUAGAAGCCCUGUGUGGAAAACGCAAAUGGAUGGGUUUGGGAAGUGUAUUAAUUGUAACAACCAGAGAUGUACGCAUACUUAAUUUACUUGAAGUUGACCAUAUCUAUGAAAUGAAGGAAAUGGAUGAAAAUGAGUCCCUUAUGCUUUUCAGUUGGCAUGCCUUUAGAGAAACAAGUCCACACGAAGACUUCAGUGAAUUGUCAAGAAAUGUAGUUGCAUACUGUGGUGGACUACCACUGGCUCUUGAAGUCCUUGGAUGUCAUUUGUUUAAAAGGAUAGAAGAAGAAUGGAAAAGUGUGUUAUCAAAACUAGAGAAAAUUCCAAAUGAUCAAAUACAAGAGAAACUGAGAAUAAGCUAUGAUGGUUUAGAUGAUAUGGAAAAGAAAAUAUUUCUCGACAUAUGUUGUUUCUUCAUAGGCAAGGACAGAGCCUAUGUUACAGACAUAUUGAAUGGUUGUGAGCUUCAUCCUGGAAUUGGAAUAACAACCUUGAUGGAAAGGAGCCUUAUAAAGGUUGAGAAACAUAACAAACUUGGAAUGCAUGACUUGCUACGUAACAUGGGAAGAGAAAUCAUUCGUCAAAGUUCACCACAGGAACCUGAGAAGCGUAGUCGAUUGUGGGCUCAUGAGGAUGUAUGUGAUGUAUUGGCAGAACAUACUGGUACCAAAGCUAUUGAGGGCUUGGCUUUGAAGUCACAAACAACUAGUAGACUUUGCUUCAAUACCCAAGCAUUUGAGAAUAUGAAGAAACUAAGACUUUUGCAACUUGAUCAUAUACAACUUGUUGGAGAUUAUGGGUCUUUUCCCAAACAAUUGAGAUUGGUCUAUUGGCAAAGAUUUCCUUUAGAACAUAUACCUAAUGACUUUUACCAGAGAAAUGUAGUUGCUAUGGAUCUAAAAUACAGCAACGUUAAACUAGUAUGGAAGGAGCCUCAGUUGCUGGAUAAGUUAAAAAUCCUCAAUCUUAGUCAUUCGAAGUAUUUGACACACACUCCUGAAUUUUCAAAUCUACCAAAUCUUGUGAAGCUGAUUCUCAAAGAUUGUUCUAGCUUGUCCAAGGUACAUGAAUCCAUUGGAGAUCUAAGUAAUCUUGUUUUGAUAAAUUUCAAGAAUUGUACAAGCCUUAGCAAUCUCCCAAGGAGGAUCUACAAGUUAAAAUCUGUGAAAACUCUCAUCCUUUCUGGUUGUUCAAAAAUUGACAAAUUGGAAGAAGAAAUAGUGCAGAUGGAAUCCUUGACAACACUAAUGGCAAAAGAUACAGCCAUAAAAGAAGUGCCCCAUUCAAUUGUAGGAUCAAAAAGCAUUGGAUAUGUGUCCCUUUGUGGAUAUGAAGGAUUAUCACGUGAUGUAUUUCCUUCGCUCAUUUGGUCUUGGAUGUCACCAACAAUGAAUUCCCUUGGUCAUAUUCACCCAUUUUCAGGCAUGUCAUCAUAUAUAACUUCCUUAGAUUUGCAGAAUAAUAAUUUGUGUGCUCUAGCCCUGUUGCUCAAAAGAUUUUCCAAUCUUCGAUGUGUUUGGGUGCAAUGUGGCUCUGAGGUUGAACUAACUCAAGAAUUAAGAACAAUUCUUGAUAUCCUAUAUGAUGUAAAUUUUACUAAAUUAGAAACAGCAACACAUGCAUCACAAGUCUCUGAUCUUUCAUUGAAAUCACUUUUGAUUGGAAUGGGAAGCUACGACAAAUUCAUCAAUUAUUUUACCAAGAGUAUAUCACAGGAAUUAACUAUCAAUAGGUUUGCUGAUCAUAUUCUCCCGGGCGACAAUUAUCCAUAUUGGUUAACCCAUACAGGUGAAGGACAUUCAGUGUAUUUCAAAGUACCUAAUGUUGGUGAUUGUGACCUGAAGGGAAUGACUCUGUGUAUUAUUUAUUCGUCUACGCUAAAAUAUGUGAUAGCUGAAUUUCGAACAAGUGUCUUGAUAAUUAAUUACACGAAGUGCACCAUCCAUAUAUGCAAGCAAGACCCAACAAUUUCCUUUAAUGACGAAGACUGGAAAGUCAUAGCACGAAAUCUAGCUCCUGGUAACAAAGUAGAAAUUAUUGUAGAUGCUGAACCUGGAUUCAUGAUCAAGAAGAUAGCGGUCUAUCUAUUGUAUGGUGAAUCAAUUGAUGUGAGAAGUCAUCCUUCCCCAAAGCUAAAGAAGAUGCGUUUGUAAGACUUGUAAAGAAAAUGAGAAUGUGUAGGAUUGAAUCUCAAUAGAUGUUUCCACCAUUUGGGUCAGGCAUCCCACAUCAGAUAAUAUAGGAUUGCCUUGCUGAAUUUUACCAUUCUCCAUGGAUGGCCAUUUGGAAACAACCAGGACGUAUAAAGGAUUAGCGUCAACCCUUUUGAUUUCCUACUCAUGUUUGGCAAGAGCGUUCAGUCGACUUCGAGACUGGGCUCCCAUAAUCAUAUGGUAGACAUUCUAUUCUGGUAGUUUUGGUUAGACUAAUAAAAUCGCCCCAUUUCAUUCCUUUGAGCCAUCACUAUUCAGCUAAGGACGUCGUAGUUAGGAACUAAUUUGAAGUUUCUUUUCAGUAUAUUAUCCACAAACUGAUGACCUAGCAGAGGUCAUUAAUCACACGAUCAAUAUU
This is a messenger RNA of Abrus precatorius (Indian licorice), 3596 nucleotides long. RefSeq names its product TMV resistance protein N-like. NCBI's taxonomy places the organism in Eukaryota, Viridiplantae, Streptophyta, Magnoliopsida, Fabales, Fabaceae. The transcript is spliced from 5 exons. Gene Ontology annotation, biological process: defense response; signal transduction. Gene Ontology annotation, molecular function: ADP binding. The record is from RefSeq and is a predicted model, not a curated record. Bases 98 to 3178 code for a protein of 1026 amino acids.